Tribolium madens (black flour beetle) is the source of this 1349-nucleotide messenger RNA. RefSeq names its product carboxypeptidase B-like. Gene Ontology annotation, molecular function: zinc ion binding; metallocarboxypeptidase activity. The coding region runs from base 20 to 1294 and encodes 424 amino acids. The transcript has 5 exons. Gene Ontology annotation, biological process: proteolysis. The record is from RefSeq and is a predicted model, not a curated record. Lineage: Eukaryota; Metazoa; Arthropoda; Insecta; Coleoptera; Tenebrionidae.
CGAAUAACUUCACAUUGAAAUGAGGUGUUCGACGUUGAUUUGUAUUUUGGUGAUCGGUCAAGGGUGGGCAACCCCCAUUGCAAACACCACCACCGAGGGUGAAGUCGUUGUUCAAGGGAGGGUUUUGUACACGGGAAGUCAAUUGUGGAAAACGCGUAAUGUGAGCAAGGAACAAAUCAAGGUUCUUGCAGAGUUGAGAGAUGAAAAUGAAAUUUCAAUGUGGGGUGGGAAUUCCACCGCUCUUGAUAUUUUAGUCAAACCAGAUGCGGUGAAUCAUGUCAAAGAAAAAUUAAACGAGAGUGGAAUUACAUUUGAGGUUGUUAUUGAGGAUUUACAGAAGGCAAUCGAUGAGGAGAAUCCGACUGAAAUUGAGCUUGAUGAUCGACGAGGACACCGUCUCACAUGGCAAGCCUAUCAUCGAUUCUCCGACAUAUUAGGAUAUCUCGAUUAUUUAGCCGAAACUUAUCCCGAUUUAUGUACCGUCCAAACCAUUGGACAAUCAGUCCAAGGAAAUCCAAUCAAACUUUUGAAAAUUUCAAAUGGGAAUCCCGGAAAUAAAGCCAUUUGGAUGGAUGGUGGAAUCCAUGCAAGAGAAUGGAUAUCUCCAGCAACAGUCACAUUUAUUAUCAAUCAAUUCGUUUCGAAUUUCGAAUCGGAAUCUUCUGCAGUACAAAACAUAGAUUGGUACAUUACACCAGUGUUGAACCCUGAUGGUUACGAAUAUUCACAUACAAGAGAUAGAUUGUGGAGGAAAAACAGAAAAGGAGGAGGACAAUGUGCCGGAGUGGAUUUAAACAGAAACUUUGGGUACCGUUGGGGCGGCCGCGGCUCAUCCAAGAACCCCUGCACCGAAACCUUCGGGGGCUCAGGCCCCUUUUCCGAACCUGAAACUUCAGCCGUUCGAAAUUUCAUCCAAGGCAAUGGUGCCAACUGGAAAGCCUACAUUUCCUUCCACUCAUACGGACAAUACAUUCUAUACCCGUGGGGCUACGACAGAGUCGUGCCCCCCGACUACAAAGACUUGGAAAAUGUUGCAAGAAAAGUGGCUUCGGCGAUAAGAACGACCGGGGGAUCACAUUAUACCUUCGGCCCGGCGGCUAACACUCUAUAUCCGGCCUCGGGGGGCUCCGAUGAUUGGGCCAAAGGCAGCGCCAAAUUCAAAUAUUCCUACACGAUUGAAUUGCGAGAUAAUGGAAGAUAUGGGUUUGUGCUUCCGGCGGCUUAUAUUCAACCCACCGCAACUGAAGCUUUAGCUGCGGUGAGGGUGAUUGCAGAAGCAGCUGCAGCUGCUUAAAUUAUUUAUUUAAAUUUUAUUUUAAUUAAAAAAUAAAUAAACAAAAACGCUUAAA